AUGUACUUGAUACUAUCAGUGUUCUCGCCGGGUGUUAUCGAAAUAUGGGAAGGAUUCUUGACAUUCCUGUUUUUCCCAAUCACUGUAUUCACUGCUUAUAUUGCUGAUAUUAAAAUUGUACAAAAGCGUUUCAUACCGCACCGCUACCGACGAACAUCUCGCGGUCUUAUAGCAACAGAGGGCGAGGAAAUGAAAAUGCUGGAAGAAAAUGGCGCCGAUCUCAAGAUAGCGAAGCUAACCCAGGCACAUGAAGACAAGAGAAUAUCGACAUUGUCCGGAGUAGAUGAACCAACAUUUUGUUUCUUGGCUGUUUCAAAAAAUUUGCCACCAAAUUCAUUUAGAUUAUCGAUUUUGGACUCUUGGUGCGAAUAG
Messenger RNA from Gongylonema pulchrum, 372 nucleotides. The record is from the annotation of a GenBank genome assembly. Lineage: Eukaryota; Metazoa; Nematoda; Chromadorea; Rhabditida; Gongylonematidae.